Messenger RNA from Gastrolobium bilobum, 960 nucleotides. Its product is annotated as gibberellin 20-oxidase-like protein. Lineage: Eukaryota; Viridiplantae; Streptophyta; Magnoliopsida; Fabales; Fabaceae. The record is from RefSeq and is a predicted model, not a curated record. Gene Ontology annotation, molecular function: dioxygenase activity. The coding region runs from base 1 to 960 and encodes 319 amino acids. The transcript has 2 exons.
AUGUCUAAGUCCAAACCUUGUGCUGAUCUUCCUAUUUUAGACAUAUCUCAGCCAUUACAACCAUCUUCUCUAACCUCUCUCUCUAAAGCCUGCAAAGAUUGGGGAUUUUUCCACAUAAUCAACCAUGGAAUCUCCAAAGAUCUUUGCAGCCAGCUCCAUUUAUUAUCCAAAUACCUCUUUAGCCUUCCCUCUAAUACCAAACUUAAACUUGGUCCUUUCUCCUCUAUAAAAUCUUACACCCCUCACUUCAUUGCUUCUCCAUUCUUUGAGAGCCUCCGAAUUAAUGGACCCAACUUCUAUGUUUCUGCUAAGAGUUCUGAAGAUAUCCUCUUUGACAAACAGAAUUCCAAAUUCAGUGAGAAACUUCAGGAAUAUUGUAGUAAGAUGGAGGAUUUGUCUGAAAAAAUCCUAAAGCUUGUGUUAAUGAGCUUAGGUGAUGAUUUUGAGAAGUUGUUUUAUGAUUCUGAAUUCAAGAAGUGCCACGGUUACUUGAGGAUAAACAACUAUUCUGCUCCAGAAAGUUUGGAAGAUCAAGUUGAGGGACUUGGGAUGCAUACUGACAUGAGUUGUAUUACUAUCUUAUAUCAAGAUGAAAUAGGAGGGCUUCAGGUGAAAUCACAUGAAGGAAAGUGGAUAGACAUAAGUCCUUCUGAAGGGACCCUUGUGGUGAACUUAGGGGAUAUGAUGCAAGCUUGGAGCAAUGAUAAAUUAAGGUCAUCUGAACAUAGAGUUGUUUUGAAGCAACCUAUGAACCGGUUUUCCCUAGCUUUCUUUUGGUGCUUUGAGGAUGAAAAGGUCAUCAUGGCACCAAAUGAAGUGGUUGGAGAAGGAAACAAGAGAAUCUACAACCCUUUUUUGUGCCAGGACUACUUGAAAUUCAGAGAGAACAAUCAAAGAGGAAAAUUUGAAAAAGUGGGUUACACAGUCAGAGAUUUUGCUGGGAUCACCUCUCAACUGUAA